AUGGCGCUCAGCCCUCAAAUUACCAACUUGGUCAUCAUCCUCGUGAUGAUGCAAGUCUCCAAGAAGAUCCCCAUGGAGGAUCCCACCGUGCUGAACCUGAUCCGCACCUGCUACGUCGUUUCGAACAUCAUCAUCAUCUCUGUCUACGCCUACGUGCAUCUGCAGAUCAACAAGAAGAAGGACAUGACCACCCUCAAGUACGUCGAGCAGCCCCAGAUGGGAUCCAGCGAGGAGCCCAAGCUCAUCACCACCACCGUCCACGCCUAUGAUCUCGCGCAGAUGAAGGCUCUCUACAAGGCGCAACUCAUGGGUGUUGGCAUGAUGUGCGUGAUGCACCUGUAUUUCAAGUACACCAACCCCCUGGUCAUCCAAUCCAUGAUCCCCCUCAAGGGCGCAUUCGAGGGCAACAUGGUCAAGAUCCACUUGUUCGGACUACCCGCUUCGGGCGAUCUGAAGCGGCCUUUCAAGGCCCCCGCCGGGUUGAUGUCUGGUCUGCAAGGAGGUGCGGCUCAGGCACAGGACAAGAAGUCGAUUGCCGCUGCGGAGAAGGCUGGUCGGGGAGGCGUGAAGGAUGAAUAG
Drepanopeziza brunnea f. sp. 'multigermtubi' MB_m1 is the source of this 579-nucleotide messenger RNA. RefSeq lists its product as uncharacterized. Lineage: Eukaryota; Fungi; Ascomycota; Leotiomycetes; Helotiales; Drepanopezizaceae. Gene Ontology annotation, biological process: protein targeting to ER. Gene Ontology annotation, cellular component: endoplasmic reticulum; mitochondrion. The record is from RefSeq and is a predicted model, not a curated record.